CCCACCAGCUUCACUCCCUCUCUCCCGUGGCAUCGCAGCGUCAGCCUGGGAGAGCCAGCCUUGGGGAGACAGCCGAGCCGGGCUUGGGGAGACAGCCGUGGGAAAAGGGAGGGGGCCAUGCCUCCCCGUUCUCCCCUCCUCUACUCUAGGAUGCAGCACCAGUGACCCGCAGAGCAAGGUGGCCAACAAGGGGACUGAGGCAUUUGCCCUGCUAGCCCACCCCAAGCUACCAUCACCCACUGCCCCAUCCGUGACCAGCUCUGCUCACCUGGCUGUGACAGAAGACAGUGGAUUAAGCCAUAAACCUGCCGCCAGACCAAGCUUCCAGUGGCCUCCACAGCACUGAGGGUGACCCCAGACACCCCCUGGGGACACCUCCACCAUCCUCACCGCCAGGCACGUACUCGCUGCAGGUGAUUUCAUGAGCAAAACGUAGUGCAGGGAAGCAGGGGGACAGGCACCCUUCCCACCUGCGGAAAGCCAAGGUGACAUUCCCCCACGAACAUCGGAGCAGGAGCGAUGGGGAGGCCAGGGAUGUGACAGGCCACCCCAGUGCUGGAAGGCCAGCGAGGGCCACUUUGGGGGUCUUUUUCAAAGGCAGGGGAAAGGUGAGGGGUGCAACAUGAGCUUGGGGAAGCUGCCGGUGCUCAGCUGGGUGUCAGGCUCCCAUGGGAAGCGGCGGUUGAAGUCAGAGCUGACACCGGACAUGAUCAGCCCACCGCUGGGGGACUUUCGGCACACCAUGCACGUGGGGCGUGGUGGGGAUGUCUUCGGGGACACCUCUUUCCUCAGCAACCAUGGAGGGGCUGACACGGCCAAAGCCAACAACUUCUUCACCCGGACGCUGCGACAUGUCCGGCGGACACCGCUGAGGAGCCGAGGCAGUGGGGGCCAAGUGGGGGCAUCACCCGCCCCCCCAGCAAUCUCGCCCAUCAUCAAGAAUGCCGUCUCGCUGCCGCAGCUAAAUGAGGGGACAUAUGACGGCGGCAGUGGCCGGGGCUUGACCAGCAAGUUCUCCUUCAAAAGUGCCUCCAACAGCUUCUCCAAAACACACCAGGCCUACGGGCUGGAGUCCGGGUUUUGCACCAUCCCUCGCGUCCCUCGCUUGGAAAAGGCCCAAGAGAGUGCCUUCCCUGGGGAAGCAGAGCUGAAGCGCUCAGACUCCCUGCUUUCCUUCCGCCUGGACCUGGGACCCUCCCUGAUGAGCGAGCUUCUCCAGGUGAUGAGCUUCUCCGAAACCAGUAACAGUGAGGUGGGGGACAAUGGCCCAAACCUUCUGUGUGGUGAGGGGACGAAGGAUGGGGUCCUUCCAGCAUCAGGCGUAUCCCAUGGAAAGGACAAGGCAACAUCCAGCUUCUGGGACCACUCCAGGCAGAGCAGCCUGUCGGAGGCCAGCUCACUGCCAGGACUGUCGGUCCAUGCCAAUGGAGAAGCACACGUCAUCGAGGGUGCUGGCGAGGACCCUGCCUGGGCGUCGGGGCCAGGGGCAGCGUCCAGAGGGACCCCAUGGCAGGGUCACUGGAACGACUGCACCAUCGAAGCAGGGGAGUUUGACAGGGCAGCCCAGGUCCUGGCCCGCCACUAUGGUGGGACCAGCACCCCACGGAGCUCAGAGAAGGGCGAGGGUCCCCUGCAGGCCCGGACGCAGACCCUGUGGGAGAGCCCCAGCAGCAGCCUGUGGGGGUCACAAGUGACAGGGGAGAGCCAGUCCCCCGAGGCCACCUGGAAUCAACAAGAGGAGGAGGAAGACGAGGAGGAGGUGGAGGAGGAGGAGGCCAAGUUCUCCAGCCUGCGGGAGGGGUAUGCUGGUGCCCAUGAGGGGCGCAGCAAUUCCUUUGAGUAUGCCGAUGAGGAGGAAGAUGAUGAAGUCAAGGUGUGAAGAGCCAUCCUUCCCACCAUGGCCCCCUGCCAGAGGCGCUGGUGCUGGGGUCUUCGCCCUCUUCCCCGUCCCCCACCCUCAGGUGCCAGUGUCACUGCCAGACCCAGCAGAUGACCUCCUUGCCAAGCUGGGGGCACUGGGGGACCAGAGAGGGGCAGGAGGAGAGCCUGUCUCCCGGGGGCGCUCCCUGGGGCUAGACUAGGCUGCUGCGGAGGGCCAGUGAGGGCUGUGCAUCACAGCGCUGGGCAUCACUGCCUGCUCCCCACCUCACUGCCAUUAGACACCAAAGGGACAUUCCUAUGUGCCAAAGAAACCCCAAAACCUUUCCUAACCCAUCCCAUUCCUCCCUGGAACCCUCUCUUCCAUGUCUCAGCCUGGCCUCACCAGCAUGUCUGGGGAUGUGCCUGGUCCCCCACUGACACCCCCAACCACCCUCUGCACUGGCAUGGGUAUCCUUCUGGUAGGCCUGGGAGGACCUCCCACCGAUAGCUCUGGCAUGUAGGGGAUGGGGGUCUCCCUAGCUCCAGCUGGUGCAAGACGCUCCCAUAUAGCACAUCUGUCUACUGGGUGAGGUCAGCUGGGGGCUCAAGGGGCAGGCAAACCCCACAGAGCUGAGCUUUCUCUUUUCCCUUCCCCCCAAAAAAAGCUGUGAGCUCAGUGUUCAUGAGGUGAGAGCACACAGAGAUAAUCGCAGGGGUCUUUUCAUUUGCCUCCUGCUGCUGAGUGUCACUGAGGACAGCUCCUUUUCUGACCCCUGCCCCCUCGCAGCAGGGAGGGGAGAAACUUCUUGGCCAGCUGAAGGCAGAGAAAAGGCUGUCAGGUCACCAGAUUCUGCAGUUCAGGCCGUAAAAAUCCCUUCCUUUCCCCCACCUCAGAACAAGGAGACUCCCACUCUGCAGCCACUCGGUCUGAGCCUCCUCUUCUCCAUCCUCACCCCCUCUUCCCGUUUCCCACAUGCGCAUCCCUCUUUCCAGCGCACCCCUUUCCAGGGGUAUGUGUGGAGGACAGCUAAUGUCCCUCACCAAGUGGCCCUGGGUGAUGUGGCCGCCCCAGAACGAGCUGCCCCCCACGCUGCCCUGCCUGCAAACUGGCCCUCACAGAAGCGGCUUUGUGCCAUGGCAUGGAGCCGAGAUGCUUGGGGACUGAGGUCACCAGAGGGACCCUCACAGGACCCCCCUUGUUCUCCGGGACAGGAGGGGGUGUGCAGUGGGGGGAGAUGCCGGGCCAUGGCCACAAGGCUCUGCUCCCACGCAGCUCACCCACCGCCUGUCUGCUUCUGGCAGGGAGCUCUUUAGAGCAUAAUAAAGAGGCACAUGUUGUACAUGGGCGCACUGCUCGCAGUCAGGCCGUUGAGGUUACAGGCAAGCCCAUAGACCCCAGCCUCCCCCAGUGGCUGCCUCGUGCUGGCCAGCAGCAGCAAGCCAGGGCAGGCAGCAGCUUGAAGGAGCCUCCAGUUCUGGCUACUGGCACACAGCAGGAUCAGCCUUACCGCCCCUGCACCCUCUGGUGCAGGGACCCUGGCUCUCAGGAUGAGUUCCCUCUGCCCUCCACUUUCCAGACCAUAACACAAACUCUAGACCAAAGACCUACACCCAUGGAAUAUCCUUUCUGCCUCCACUUUGUAUCCCAUGCACUUAUUAUUGUCCUUAUUAAAACAGUUUUGAUACUAA
Molecule: messenger RNA, 3549 nt
Organism: Falco peregrinus (peregrine falcon)
Lineage: Eukaryota; Metazoa; Chordata; Aves; Falconiformes; Falconidae
Gene: CDC42EP1
Product: CDC42 effector protein 1
Exons: 3
Coding region: 623-1879 (418 amino acids)
Source: RefSeq, a predicted model, not a curated record